Messenger RNA from Anthonomus grandis grandis, 1623 nucleotides. RefSeq names its product facilitated trehalose transporter Tret1-like. The transcript is spliced from 2 exons. Gene Ontology annotation, molecular function: transmembrane transporter activity. Bases 88 to 1512 code for a protein of 474 amino acids. Lineage: Eukaryota; Metazoa; Arthropoda; Insecta; Coleoptera; Curculionidae. The record is from RefSeq and is a predicted model, not a curated record. Gene Ontology annotation, cellular component: membrane. Gene Ontology annotation, biological process: transmembrane transport.
UUUCGUGGACAAAUAAACGUAAUAAUUUAAGUAAUUCAUUUGUGUGGUUUGGUGUGUUAUGAUUUGGGAUCAAUUAAAGUACAAAAAAUGCAUCUGUUCGUUGGAAAUUUUAGGUUCUAUUUUAUCGUGUUGACAGUGAACAUAAUCAGUUUGAUGUCUGGUAUGAUGUUGACAUGGCCUUCACCAAUACUACCAAAACUCAGCUCCAACGAAAGUCUGGAUCAGAACCCCAUUGGCCGAGUUAUAACCUCAUCAGAACUAUCCUGGAUAGCUGCCCUUUCAUCCAUUGGAGGGAUCGUUGGUCCCUUAUUCACCGGCUUGAUAAUGGAAAAGUUCGGGAGAAAACUUGCCAUCGCUUGCACCCACAUACCUAACCUAAUCUCAUGUUUACUAUCAGCAUUUGGCAAUGACGUUUGGUACUUUUACAUUGCCAGAGUCGCUUCAGGGAUGAGUAUCUACGCCGGAGUAUCUCUUGGAGCAAUUUACUUUGGAGAAGUUGGCAGAAGUGAAACCAGAGGCAUCUUAUACUCAACUACCUCGAUUUUUAUAAAUUUAGGAACGCUUUUGUCUUACUGCAUCGGACCAUAUACUUCUAUAAGAGAUUUUAAUUUGAUAUUGUUUGCUAUAGUGUUGACUGGGAUGAUUGGGACUUUGAUUUAUGUCCCAGAAUCCCCAUAUUUUUUGGUGCAAAAAGGAGAAUUUGAAAAGGCACGGCAGUCUUUGGAGGUUCUACGAGGUACCAGCAAUGUCGAAGAUGAAAUUGGCGAACUAAAAAUGGAUAUGAGUAAAAUACCUCUUAAAGAUGGGGUGUUUUUUAUAUUUAAGGCUAAAGCAGCCAGGAAAUCGUUUGUGUUGGCCUUGGUGCUGAUAAUUCUCCAGCAGUUUUCAGGAAUUAAUGUGAUUUAUUCAUAUACUCAAUUGAUUUUUGAACAAUCAGGAAGUAAACUGAGCUCAGAUGUUUCCUCAAUCUUAGUAGGGGUUGCUCAGUUUUGUACAAUAUUCAUUACGACUUUUGGGGUGGACAGAUUUGGUCGCAAAAAAAUGUUGACUUUUGCUUCUGGUGGUUUGGCAUUUACGCUUGGAAUUCUGGCAACGUACUUCCGGUUUCAGGAUCUCGGUAACGAAAACACAUCCAGUAUCAACUGGUUGCCACUGGUUUGCUUGAUACUGUUCUUUGUAUUCUUCAAUUCUGGAAUGGGUGGGUUACCUUUUUUGUAUAUGAGUGAAAUAUUGCCUUCAAAUGUUAAGUCAGCUUCUUCGUCGAUAAUUAUGGCUGUUUACUGUUUGAUGGGAUUUUUGAUCACUUAUUUUUAUAAUGAUAUAAUUAAUAAGAUUCAAGCCAGUGGGGGAUUUUAUGUUUUUGCUGGUUCAAUGGUAAUAUUUGCUGUAUAUGUGAUGAUUGUCUUAUUUGAGACCAAAGGGAAGACUUUACAAGAAAUAAAUGAUCAUUUAAGCAAAUCUAAAAGGAGUAAAGAAGCUUUUCCCAGCGAGGUAAAAGAAACAAUAUCUUAACUUGGUAGGAUUUUUUAUAUAGCUAAGAGAGAGAUGGAGAUAAGACUGAACUGAUGAAAUAUUGUAAAAUAUUUAUGUUUUGUAGGCUUGAAAUAAAACAUGUAUAUUUUA